Messenger RNA from Phycomyces blakesleeanus NRRL 1555(-), 321 nucleotides. RefSeq lists its product as hypothetical. The record is from RefSeq and is a predicted model, not a curated record. The transcript has a single exon. The coding region runs from base 1 to 321 and encodes 106 amino acids. Lineage: Eukaryota; Fungi; Mucoromycota; Mucoromycetes; Mucorales; Phycomycetaceae.
AUGUGCAUUCAAGCCUUGCCUUUGGUCCGCCGUGCUAAUUCCGGAGAAGCCACAUUCUAUGGCGUCGGUCUCGGAUCCUGUGGCAAGAAGAACACCAACAGCCAGAUGGUUGCAGCCUUGAGUUCAUCGUUGAUGAAGAACCUGAAAGCUAGAUGCGGCAAGAAAGUCAAGGUCACAAACGGAAAGAAGUCGGUUGUAGUCACUGUGGUCGACAGUUGUCCUGGAUGUGCCAAAAAUGACAUUGACCUUAGCCCGGCUGCCUUUAAGAAAUUGGCCAGUCUUGGUGCCGGACGUAUCAAGAUCAAGUGGACCGAUGCAUAA